Gamsiella multidivaricata is the source of this 1003-nucleotide messenger RNA. RefSeq lists its product as uncharacterized. Lineage: Eukaryota; Fungi; Mortierellomycota; Mortierellomycetes; Mortierellales; Mortierellaceae. Bases 104 to 862 code for a protein of 252 amino acids. The transcript has 4 exons. The record is from RefSeq and is a predicted model, not a curated record.
UCUUCUUUGUUCUGAUUCCCAUCGCCAUCCUUCAUCAUCGGCUAUCCACACCAGUAAUAUCAACACGCAGCAGGUCCAUUCGCCCAUUAACCCGCAAUCACACAUGAAGGAGAGCAAGGCUAGUAUCACCAUUGCGGCUCCUCCGUAUGAGGUAUGGGAGGUCCUCACGGACUUGCGCCAUUAUGAAGAGUGGAACCCGUUAUUUGUGCAAGCCAAAGGAACCGUUGCUAACGGAGAAGCGCUGAGUAUCAAGAUGCGAUUGCCAAUGACACUCUUUUGCGGAGCACCAUUUUCAAAACUCCUAAAAGCCGAACCCGAAUCUCAUCUUGAAUGGAUCGUCAAGGGCUUUGUAAACAGGACGCACUACUUUCAAUUAACCAGCGACCAAGGAGGCACGGUUACAGAGUUCACUCAAGGGGAGCGUUAUGAAGGCUGGGGCACCGGCUUUUACUCUGGCUUUAGAUCAAUGGGGGGUGCACGCCGGGGAUUUGUUGCGAUGAACAGUGCUCUAAAGAUCGAGGUGAUGCGAAGGCGAGAAGCAGCCGCUAAUCAAAAUCACAAUGACAAGGAUGAUAGGGAUGAAGAGGAUGAGAUUGCACAGCUUGAUAUCAGUGACGGAGCAGCCGUUGUUGCAGCGAUCGCACUCAGUGCCACAACCGCGGUAUCCGCGUCAGCAGCAGUGGAUGCGGAUGUAGAAGCAGAUGUAGCUCUCAAGAAUGACAAGGAAGCGAGUAGAGACAUCAAUGCCACUUAUACCUCAACCGAAGACCCGGCGACGAAGAUGGAACGAGAGGCAAGAAACCCCGAGCGGAUCGAGUUGGAUCUCGGAUCAGGCAGCAUUAGCAUCGACUUCGACCUGUAAAUCGUUUCCCACACUCAUUCCCAACCAGACUCAUUUACGCGCGUGGGAGUAAUAUCCAGGCCUUCCUUCAUAGCCUAAUAGCACUAUAUCCAAAUCGCACGAUGAAAGCAGCAAUAGAAAGGCAAAGAACGCUUUAUAGCA